Messenger RNA from Manihot esculenta (cassava), 2296 nucleotides. Its product is annotated as probable methyltransferase PMT14. The transcript has 7 exons. NCBI's taxonomy places the organism in Eukaryota, Viridiplantae, Streptophyta, Magnoliopsida, Malpighiales, Euphorbiaceae. Gene Ontology annotation, molecular function: methyltransferase activity. Bases 191 to 2023 code for a protein of 610 amino acids. The record is from RefSeq and is a predicted model, not a curated record. Gene Ontology annotation, cellular component: cytoplasm; endosome; trans-Golgi network.
UCUGUCUUUUACCAUUGCGGGUCUCAAUCUUUGUGUCCGUCUCCUAGUUAUAGUAGUAUUUUGCUCACACUGCAACACUUAGCACUUUCCCCGCUUCUAGUCCUGUUGAGAUCUAGAGAGAGAGAGAUAUUAGAUUCAGGAGCUCGAAGCGCUUCUCAGUGAAGCUCAAGGAGAUUUUCCUAGCCAUAUCAUGGGCUCGAAGCAUAAGCCCUCAGGCAGUAGAACACGGAGUCCUUUGUCAAUAUUUAUUGUUUUUUGUCUGUGCUGUUUCUUUUAUGUCUUGGGAGCAUGGCAGAGGAGUGGUUUUGGUAAAGGAGAUAGCAUAGCUUUGGCAGUAACCAAAAAGGCAGAUUGCAAGUUCUUUCCUGAUCUGAACUUUGAAGCCCAUCACAAUCCUGUUGAGGUUGUUAAACCAUCUAAGUCAAAAGCUAAAGCAUUCAAGCCAUGUAAUGUUAAAUAUACUGAUUAUACACCUUGCCAAGAACAAGACCGGGCAAUGAAAUUUCCACGGGAAAAUAUGAUAUACAGGGAAAGACAUUGUCCGCCAGAAGAAGAAAAAUUGCAUUGUCUUAUUCCAGCACCAAAAGGGUAUAAGACCCCAUUUCCAUGGCCAAAAGGCCGUGACUAUGUCCACUAUGCUAAUGUUCCAUAUAAAAGCCUAACUGUUGAAAAGGCUGUUCAGAAUUGGGUGCAGUUUCAAGGGGAUGUGUUCAAAUUUCCAGGAGGAGGAACCAUGUUCCCUCAGGGUGCAGAUAAAUAUAUUGAUGAACUUGCAACAGUGAUCCCAAUAGCGGAUGGCUCUGUCAGGACUGCUCUAGAUACUGGUUGUGGGGUUGCAAGUUGGGGUGCAUACCUGAUGAAAAGAAAUGUAUUGUCAGUGUCCUUUGCACCACGAGAUAACCAUGAGGCACAAAUACAAUUUGCAUUGGAGCGGGGAGUACCAGCUGUUAUAGGGGUUCUAGGAUCAAUACGUCUUCCAUACCCAUCAAGAGCUUUUGAUAUGGCUCAAUGCUCUCGAUGUCUCAUACCAUGGACCUCAAAUGAUGGAAUGUAUCUAAUGGAAGUUGAUCGAGUGCUGAGACCUGGAGGAUACUGGAUCCUGUCUGGCCCUCCAAUAAAUUGGAAGACAUACUAUCAGACUUGGAAGCGGACUAAGCAGGAUCUCCAGGCUGAGCAAAGAAAGAUUGAAGAAAUUGCUGAAAGUCUUUGCUGGGAGAAAAAGUAUGAGAAAGGAGAUCUAGCUAUCUGGAGAAAACUUGAAAAUGACAAAAAUUGCCCAAGGAAGUCUACCAACAUAUGCAAAUCAGAUAAUGCUGAUGAUGUCUGGUACAAAGAAAUGGAAACAUGUUUAACCCCUUUCCCCAAGGUAACCAGUGCUAAAGAAGUAGCUGGUGGGGGGUUAAAGAAGUUUCCAGAAAGGCUUUUUGCAGUGCCUCCUCGAAUAGCUAAGGGACUUGUUGAGGGCGUCACAGCAGAAUCUUAUCAAGAGGACAAUAAACUUUGGAAAAAGCAUGUAAAUGAAUACAAAAGGAUCAACAGAUUGAUUGGCACUACAAGAUAUCGGAAUGUGAUGGAUAUGAAUGCAGGGCUUGGAGGGUUUGCAGCUGCACUUGAAUCACCAAAGUCUUGGGUGAUGAAUGUUGUGCCUACAAUUGCUAGGAACACUUUGGGUGUUAUAUAUGAGAGAGGUCUAGUUGGAAUCUAUCAUGACUGGUGUGAAGGAUUCUCAACAUACCCAAGGACAUAUGAUUUUAUUCAUGCCAGUGGUGUAUUUAGCUUGUAUCGGAAGAAGUGUAAAACAGAGGACAUUCUUCUGGAAAUGGAUCGCGUUUUACGUCCUGAAGGGACAGUAAUGUUCAGAGACGAGGUUGAUGUUCUCAAUGAGGUAAUGAAAAUUAUAGGAGGCAUGAGAUGGGAUGCAAAAAUGGUGGAUCAUGAGGAUGGUCCUCUUGUGCCUGAGAAGAUAUUAGUUGCUGUCAAACAGUACUGGGUUGCUGGUUCAGGAAACACCACAUCAAAUUGAUGAAUAAGCCAUAAGUCAAUUCUUUUGGAGGCAGAAAUAAUGAAAAUUAUACAUAACUAAAGAAGUGAAUUAUGUUUCUCCAAACAAGAAAUUGGACUGAAGAGUUCUGAGGUUUGGGGCAGGCAUAUGUAAGUUAUUAAUACAAUGUUGUUGAUGAUGUGCAGCAAAUGUAUUAAUUCUCCAUCUUAAUUUAAACAUUCAUUUAUGUGAUUUUGGAGGGCACAAUAGAAUUUGUAUUUGCUCGUUAAAUGAAAUUUGUGUUUGUUUAAUUCA